Messenger RNA from Capsella rubella, 911 nucleotides. Its product is annotated as probable UMP-CMP kinase 1. Gene Ontology annotation, biological process: UDP biosynthetic process; 'de novo' pyrimidine nucleobase biosynthetic process; CDP biosynthetic process. The transcript has 8 exons. Gene Ontology annotation, molecular function: UMP kinase activity; ATP binding. The record is from RefSeq and is a predicted model, not a curated record. Bases 107 to 727 code for a protein of 206 amino acids. Lineage: Eukaryota; Viridiplantae; Streptophyta; Magnoliopsida; Brassicales; Brassicaceae. Gene Ontology annotation, cellular component: cytoplasm; nucleus.
CAUACCCGUUUGCAGACUACACGCCGUUAGUGUCUAUCUUCACCUGAAUCAUCUUCGCCUGUACUCAAACUUCAGCGUUUGGUUCACCGUCAUAUCGUCUUUAAUCAUGGAAACUCAUGUUGAAGCUUCCACUAAGUUACAGGACGAACGUGAAAGCCCUAGGUGGAAGAAGUCAACCGUGGUUUUUGUGUUGGGUGGUCCUGGGAGUGGAAAAGGUACUCAGUGUGCUAACGUUGUGAAGCACUUCAGCUAUACCCAUUUAAGUGCUGGUGAUCUUCUUAGAGCAGAAAUCAAGUCUGGUUCUGAAUUUGGAGCCAUGAUCCAAAGUAUGAUUGCAGAGGGGAGAAUUGUGCCGUCUGAGAUAACUGUAAAACUUUUGUGUAAAGCUAUGGAGGAAAGUGGUAAUGAUAAGUUCCUCAUUGAUGGUUUUCCUCGCAAUGAAGAAAAUCGGAUCGUAUUCGAAAAUGUUGCUAAAAUCGAGCCUGCUUUUGUUCUAUUCUUUGAUUGUCCAGAAGAAGAGCUGGAAAGACGCAUUAUGAACAGGAACCAGGGAAGAGAAGACGACAAUAUAGAGACGAUAAAGAAGCGAUUUAAAGUGUAUGUUGAAUCUACCCUCCCUAUUGUUAGCUACUAUGAAUCUAAAGGGAAACUUCGAAAGAUUAAUGCUGCAAAACCCAGUGAAGAGGUUUUCGAGGCAGUCAAAGUUCUGUUUACAUCUGAAACUUGACAAGUCUGUGUCAGCAACUCAGCAUCAAGGACUAGGAAUCACCGAACAAAACAAAACAGAGACUUCCGAAGUACAUGUGCCUUGCCCUAUACGUAACUACGUUUACAUAAGUGUGCUUAUGUUUGAUGUAAAUAUCUCGACGUUUUGCAAGUUCUCAUUAUAAAGCCACAGUUUCGUCACAUAA